Raphanus sativus (radish) is the source of this 2247-nucleotide messenger RNA. RefSeq lists its product as uncharacterized. Bases 1 to 2247 code for a protein of 748 amino acids. NCBI's taxonomy places the organism in Eukaryota, Viridiplantae, Streptophyta, Magnoliopsida, Brassicales, Brassicaceae. The transcript has a single exon. The record is from RefSeq and is a predicted model, not a curated record.
AUGAGAAAGAACGUUAUUUAUGAAUAUAGAUUCUGCAUGAUAGCACUGUGCAAUAUAUACUACAAGAUUAUAUCAAAGCUGCUAUCUCUACGGCUAAAGAAGGUCCUCAACUACAUUAUUUCUGAAAACCAAUCUGCUUUCAUUCCCGGGAGAUCUAUCACAGACAAUGUGCUAAUUACUCAUGAAGUUCUACACUACCUAAAGUCUUCUACAGCGGCUAACCAAUGCUCCAUGGCAGUCAAAACAGAUAUGUCUAAAGCCUAUGAUAGGAUUGAAUGGAGUUUUAUAAAACAAGUUAUGGAGAGACUUGGUUUUCACAGCAAAUGGAUCCAAUGGAUCAUGGAGUGUAUCUCAACAGUCUCCUAUUUCUAUCUAAUCAAUGAUAGUGUCUAUGAAGUACUGAAACCGAGUAGAGGAAUCAGACAAGGAGAUCCCAUUUCUCCUUAUCUAUUCAUACUCUGUGGCGAAGUGCUAUCGGGAUUAUGCAAGCAAGCAGCUACAGAGGGUACCUUAAAGGGAGUGCAGGUUGCAAGAGGCUGUCCACGGGUCAAUCACUUGCUUUUUGCUGACGAUACUAUGUUCUUCUGCUCAGUAUCAACAACCUCAUGCCAAAAGCUAGCAGAAAUCCUGUUGAAAUAUGAAGCAGCUUCAGGACAACAGAUAAACAAGUCUAAAUCAGCAAUCACUUUCUCAAGACUUACACCUCCAGACAUCAAAGAAGAAGCAAAGAAAAUCUUAGGAAUCACAAAAGAGGGAGGUGAAGGUAAGUACUUAGGAGUACCUGAGCACUUCGGAAGGCGUAAGAGAGACCUUUUCACGAAUCUGGUUGAUAGAAUCCGACAACGAGCAGCGAGUUGGGCAACGAAGCGUCUGUCAAAAGCUGGGAAGUUGACAAUGUUGAAAGCCGUUCUAACGGCAAUUCCAACUUAUACAAUGUCUUGUUUUGAGCUCCUGAUGAGCAUGUAUAAAAGGAUCCAAUCGGUGUUGACACGAUUCUGGUGGGACGGACCUGAUAACACAAGGAAGAUGAGCUGGAUGGCCUGGAAGAAAAUGAUAAAAUCAAAAGCAGAGGGAUGCUUAGGCUUUAGAGACAUCCAGCUAUUUAAUCAUGCGCUACUCGCUAAGAUUGCUUGGAGAAUAAUCACAGUACCUGAGUGCUUAUUGGCAAGAAUUCUCAAAGGCAAGUACUGCCACAAGAAGAGUUUCCUGGAGGUGGAACUCCCAUCAGCCUGCUCACACGGUUGGAGGGGAAUCAUCCAAGGAAGGAAUCUGCUCAGAGAUAACUUGGGAAAGGCCAUCGGUAACGGGAUGACCAUAAAAGUGUGGAAAGAUGCUUGGGUUUCACUGGAUGAACACAUCAAGAUAUUUGGACCUGUGAAAGAAGAAGCUUUAGACUUACGAGUCUCAGACCUGCUGACAGAUGAUAUGAAAUGGAACACAGCGAGAAUCGAAAGAUUCUUACCGGAGUUCAAAGAGAAAAUCUUGAGGCUACACCCAAGUCAAACAGGAGCAGAAGACAGCUUUAUAUGGCUCCCACUAUCGUCAGGAACCUAUACAACCAAAUCAGGGUAUAAUUCAGUAAGCUCUGACAUCAAAAGGAACGUCAGUAAUGAGACAACAAACGAGUUCAACUGGGUUAAAGAUGUAUGGAUGCUAGAUUGCUCACCAAAGAUGAAAACGUUUCUAUGGUCAGCCCUCCAAGACUCCCUACCACUAGGAGAAAACCUACGACGUAGAGGAGUGACAUCAGAGGUCUACUGUCCGAGAUGUAAGGAAACUGAAACUCCCCUACAUGCCUUUCUUUUAUGCCCUGUAGCUAAGGAAGUAUGGUCAAAAAUACCUCUAAAAGAAGCAGUUCACAUAGCUGCAUCAGACAGUUUCUCCACAGCUCUAAUCCGUUUCAGAUCAGCUAUCCGCCUUCCCCCUUUAGGAGUUACAACAGCUAUCUUCCCUUGGGUUUGUUGGUCACUAUGGAAAGACCGUAACUUGAUCAUCUUCGAAGGGAUAACCUCUCACCCUGAAGAUAUAGCAUAUCGAAGUUUAGCACUUGCAAGAGAAUGGGGAUAUGCACAAGCUCUAGCCCCGACAAAGCAACAAUCCUACAAGCCAGUAGGACCGAUAAUCACGCUGACUCCGAAUCUAGCUCUCUCUCCGCUGGCAACAAUCAAAUCAAAUGCAGCUUGGGACUCCAAUCGACGAAGAGCCGGCUCAGCUUGGAUCCUCUGGGAUGAAAAGGGGUUGAGAUAG